This is a messenger RNA of Pochonia chlamydosporia 170, 192 nucleotides long. RefSeq lists its product as hypothetical. The record is from RefSeq and is a predicted model, not a curated record. The transcript has a single exon. Lineage: Eukaryota; Fungi; Ascomycota; Sordariomycetes; Hypocreales; Clavicipitaceae. Bases 1 to 192 code for a protein of 63 amino acids.
AUGUUCUGUGGUAUUGUUGUUCAAUUGGAAUGCGUGAUGAAAUGUAUUGGUUGGACAGACAAUCAAGAUUCAACACCGAGGUACCGUCUUAACUGGCAUGCUUGGUUCCUCGUCAUGAAACUUCAGCAUGAUCCAAAUACCUUAAUUCACGAGAGAAAGCUUAAAUUUCACCAUCAAUACCAAGGGACUUAA